This is a messenger RNA of Hylaeus volcanicus, 8407 nucleotides long. Its product is annotated as cyclin-T. Gene Ontology annotation, biological process: positive regulation of DNA-templated transcription, elongation; regulation of transcription by RNA polymerase II. Bases 270 to 4016 code for a protein of 1248 amino acids. Gene Ontology annotation, cellular component: nucleus; cyclin/CDK positive transcription elongation factor complex. The transcript has 9 exons. The record is from RefSeq and is a predicted model, not a curated record. Gene Ontology annotation, molecular function: cyclin-dependent protein serine/threonine kinase activator activity. Lineage: Eukaryota; Metazoa; Arthropoda; Insecta; Hymenoptera; Colletidae.
GGAAAGACAGUGCCAAUGCCAACUGAUUCACGCUUGUCACCGUCAACGUUCUUCUGGAAACUUCAAGAGAAAAAAAUUUAUACAGUGAAACGUAAAAAGUAUUCGACGAUCGUGCUUUCCGCGAGUAUGAACUUGGAGGCGGAGUUUCCGGUUAGCGUAGUGACGUGAAGUUUCUAACGUGUCGCUGUUGUGUGGCGUUGUGUGUGCCCGCCGCCAUCGCGACCGCCGUGAAGUGCGCAUCGUUAGUACCGAGUUGUGUGUACAUAUAAAUGGCGGCUGACGAAAAAUGGUACUUUACGAAAGAACAGCUUACAAACACGCCGAGCAGAAGAUGCGGCAUCGACGCGGAUAAGGAACUGAGCUACAGGCAGCAGGCAGCAAAUUUCAUUCAGGAUAUGGGACAGCGGCUCGUGGUAUCGCAAUUAUGUAUCAACACAGCAAUAGUGUACAUGCACAGGUUCUACGUAUUCCAUUCGCUGUCACACUUCCACAGGAACGCAAUUGCUGCAGCAGCACUAUUUUUAGCAGCAAAAGUCGAAGAACAGCCGCGCAAGUUAGAACAUGUUAUCAAAAUGGCACACAUGUGUCUCCACAGAGAUCAGCCCCCACCUGAUAUCAGGUCUGAGCAAUACCUCGAGCAAGCUCAGGAUCUGGUUUUCAAUGAGAAUGUCUUACUACAAACAUUGGGGUUUGAUGUCGCCAUUGAUCAUCCCCACACACAUGUUGUUAGGUGUUGUCAACUGGUUAAAGCGAGCAAGGACUUAGCCCAGACUUCAUACUUCAUGGCAUCUAACAGUUUACAUUUGACAACAAUGUGUCUGCAGUACAAACCAACGGUGGUUGCCUGUUUCUGCAUACAUCUUGCGUGCAAAUGGUCCAAUUGGGAGAUACCGCAGAGUACAGAAGGAAAGCAUUGGUUCUGGUAUGUCGACAGAACUGUAACUUCUGAACUACUACAAGAGCUUACAGCCGAAUUUCUCCAUAUAUUUGAUAAAUGCCCAUCGAGAUUAAAGAGAAAAAUCAUGAGCAUAUCUGCCAAUCAAAGUCCAAGCAUCAAUCACUCUAGUUUACCAAAUUCACCUUUCGAUGCGGAACCUCGUAAAGUACAGUCUCCCGCGACGACGGCCGAUGGACCUACAUUUUAUGCGAGUCGACCUCAUCAUACGGAAAAGCACGAAGAAAAGAAACAGAUCGUUCCUGCAUCCUCGAGACCCCCCGUCGAUUAUCGAGAGUAUCGAGAAAAGAAAGAACGUGAACGUUUAGAAAGAGAAAAAGCAGCUGCUCCUACGGCGGUUGUGCAAACCCACGUACCGGACAUCAACAAGCAUCAUUCGCAUCAUCACAAACCUUUAUCUAGUUCAAACGUGCUGAACAAACAUCCGUUGCCCCCUGGACAAAAAGCGCUUCAUCAUAACCAUCAUCACAGACCAGAAGUGAAAGUUGGACAACCAGUACCGCAAAGGCACUCCAGUAGUACUCAAGCUAGGGAACCAAAUCGCGAUCCUAACAGACAGAGGUUACCAAGGGAAUACAAUUCGAAUACCGGUACGAGUAGUAGUAGCACGCUUCAUUCUCACAGUCACGCGGCGUCGAAGGAAUCAAAUUCGGAUAACUCGCUGACGGAUUCAGUUGCGUACAGACCGGACGUCGGAACCCUCCUCGAGCCGCCCCAUGGAAAUAUGCAAGAGAAACUAAGUAAUAAUAAUCAUAGCGUGCAUAGAUUAAGCGGAUCGGAGGGCAAGCAUCAGGGUCACGACAAGAGAAUGUACGAUCCAAGGCAUAAGCCCGUGGAGCAUAGAAAGGACAGUGAGCAGAAAUCGUACAAGUAUCCGGAUCCGUCGAGAGUCGAUCGACAAAGAAAGUCUGACACGUUGGAGCAGAGGUGCGAGGAGGUAAGGAAGCUUAUCGAGAAGCCGUUACCUCUACCGAAACCUGCGCUGGACGUAUCGUACUCUUCGAAUACACAGAAACCACCUCAUCAUACGAAAUACAAUCAACCAGAAAAAUUACAAACCGGCGCGAUUGCGGUCGACACGAAAUUACCGCUUGGCCAGGGCUCGUUCGCGCAGGAGAAAUCCCCGACCAGUUCCAGUUCGACCUCGUUGCUAGCUCAAAAAGCCGUAACCUCGAAGACGAUGUCGAGCCAGCACACGGCUCACGGCGUGUCUCAAAUACUAAAAGACACGAUCAAGAAUGGUAGUUCGCAGGCGUCGAAUUUAGCGUCCUUGAAUAAUCUCGACGACCCGAAAACCGAAAAGCGACCACGGCACGACGACACGGAGAAGAAUUCAUCCGAAGUUCAACAGACCGUGUUGCAAACGCCUCCCGGCAAGCACAAAUCACUGUUCAGUCCAGAGAAAGUACCGACGCCUCGGGAAUCCCACUCGCAGAGGCCUAAGUCUAAGCAAAAGACGCCACCCUCGGCAGCAAAAGUUCCUAAACAAGAGCGUGUACCAGAUACGUCGUUAGGUUUUAAUUUAGUAUCGCCGUUCGCGAGCCCUCCGGGCUUGCAACCGCAGGAAACGAUGCCGGUUAAACGAUCGGCCAGCGACGUUUCCACAACGUCUCACAAGAGACACCGCACGGGCAGCGCUAGCGAGAACGCGCAACCGAUCAAGGUGAAGAUCGAGGAUACGUCCAGUUUGGAGGCCGUCAAGAUGCUCGGUAGGGUUCCAGAACUGAUACAACCUAUCAGAGACAAUCCGUCGUCGAAUGGCAGAGCCACACAAAUCGCGAACGACAUGAAACCACCAGAGCUCAUCAAACCGUUCGACUCGGAGCCAACCAUGUCGCGGUUCGUCGCGCAGCAGCAAAUCUCGUCGAAUCAACAAGGUUUGACGAACGGUAUGGAUACGAGUAUAGUGAAACAAGAGCCUCAGGACUUCCAAAUUAAGAAGGAAGCUUAUAAGACGGAAGAUGCUCGAGCGCAGAAGAAACUUGAGCACCAACAGAUUAAAGGAGAAUACUUGUCGCCGAUGAAGUCCGCUCAAAGUAUAAGCGCUCUGCUCCAGGAGCCCUUGGCAACGAUGCCAUCGUUGCUACAAGGUAUGCAGCCAUUUAGUCAAGUAACAACGCAACAGUCGCAUCAGGAGCAAUUCCAGCAACAGCAUCAACAACAGCAACAAUCCAUAUCUCAUCCAAUACUGCUUUCAGACCACCAGAUUCCAGUUCAGAAUCAAUGCCUGUCUUUACCAACGGUCAGCGAGCCCGCAUUAGCUUCUACUGUUGACAUAAGUGCUCUUUGCGUUUCCAUGCUAAGCGGCCCAGACCUCAUAGUCUCCGUGCCAACCUCGACGACGGUGACGGUCCCUGCUCCAGCGGAGGAGAAGCGAUCGGAGCACCACAAAAGCGAAAAGAAGAAAAAGAAAGAGAAACACAAGCACAAAGACAAGGAGAAGACUAAGGACAAGCACAAGCACAAACACAAAGACAAGGACAAAGAGAAGCAUCGGGAGAAGGACAAGGAAAAGGGUGACGAGACUGUGCUCGCGGUACCGAUCAAGAUCACGAUUCCUAAAGACAAAUUGAAUCUGAGCACGGAAUCGACAACGGGCACGACCGGACACAUGCCACCGCCAGACAAGAACAAGUCUCCCCAGAACACCAGCAUCAAGAUCAUCAUCCCCAAGGAACGCCUGAAAGGUACGGACAGCGUGACGAAUUCGCCAGCUCAGUCCGUGGUCCAGGCUCCUUUGAAGAUCAAGAUCCGCACGGAUGGGAUCUCGCGGAGUUCCGGGGCGUCUUCGACGACAAACAGCUCGAGCAGCAUCGUCCCAGAAUUCGUUAACGACAGCCGCAAACGCGAGCGCGCCGAAACGAAGGAGAACCCGACGACCAGUGUACCGCCUACGAAGAAGCAAUCGCAGAUGUCGGCGGGCUACGGGCAGCAUCGACUUGGCGAACGGCAGAACGGCAGACACUAUAGUUCAGGCAGCAAUAACAAGGAGAAACACACGUCUAGCCACCACAAAAGUUCCAGUAAGUUGUCGCAGUCCCAGCAGUCUCACGCGACGUAGUAUUCGGACACUGAUAGAAGAGGAUAUCGGUAAAAUGAAAAGAAAAAUAAAGGAAAGAAAUCUUCAGGAAGCCCUCCGAAGUGACCUGAUCAAUAAAUCCAGCGGAACGGAGGAACUCAUUUUGCUUCGCUUCUUCGUCCUUAUUGAAACCCGCGUCGAGACAUCAAUGGAAUGCAGCUUUCGUCGUUAUCCUCGUUUCUCGAGCUCGUCCCGGAUGAUCAAGAAGAAAACGAAUCUUCCUCAAUUAUCUUUCGAGCUCCCCUCCACGACGUCCACGAGGGAAAGUUCUUUCUCUCCGACGAUCAUCGUUCCCGGUUACUGCUGCACCGAACAUCAAUCAAGAAAGACGCAUGCUUGGCGCCUUACGUUGGCCAAAGUUUGAUGUAAAUCAAUCAGCAAUACGAUGCUUUUCGACUGCGAACAAAAUGAAAUGAAAAUAAUAUUCUUACUCAGGUGAAAUUACGCGAUAAGUUAUUAGAGGAAAGCAAACUUCACUUCGUCCUUGGUCAUUGGAACACGCGACUGAUCUUCACUUCGUUUCGUAUCUGCACGUCGUUCGUUGUUACUUCUAUCGUAAGAGACGUACUUUGUUUUCCCACUUUUUGCGGGAAAAAAAGCGGGUCAAACUUACGAAAGAUCACGCCUUGCGUCGACGUAGCCCUCGGGGUCUUUUGUUUUUAUUUUGUUUUUAUUUAAAGUAGUUUGGACUAAAUCGUAAAUGUAUCGUUUCAUAUUGGAAAAAUCAUUGCGCAAACAUGAGUUAUGCGCUAAGGAAGAUGGAUUUACAUUACGAUAUCGCGUAACCACAGAUCCAAAUUGGUUGACUCGACGUCGAAGAAUCAUUUACUUGCAACACGAUAUAAGGAUAUGUAGGUUUCAGAUCUCGAGGGUUGCCGCACUUUUUUUUUUUCUAUUUGUUAUUCCGUUCAACUGCCACGUUUCUUUGCAUCGAUGAACGCAAGACAAUGCAUCGCCAACUUCACGGCUAGCAGAUUGAUCGUCGAUCGAUUCGUUAGACUGGGACGUCUUCAAGUGUAAAGCAUUAGCGUAAUCAGCGUACGUUUGACAAGUACAACUACGUGGACAAGUGUUCCUUGAUCGUUCAUUGGAUCACAAGCGCGAGUGUCUUGUACCUUUUUUUUUUUUUAACACUGAUAAAGUAUAAGGACACAAUCAUUUGUAUCAUCGUUUUUUAAUGGUUUAUUUCCCGAUUUCUUACGCUCGUUGUGCAUUUAAUAACGAUUUUGAUACUCAGCUUUUUCAAUCGGUUAGAUCACACAAGAAAUUUAUCAUGUAUUUUACGAUUCGUUCAUUUUAAUCAACGUAUACGACAUACAGUUUUGUUAUUGUUAGUUGUAUCGAUAGUAGUUUAGCGUCUCCCAUCAUCGAUACUUGGUUAAAUAUUAGUUUCCCACAGAUUCGAGUGUCCAAGUCCCUAACGAGCGAAUCGUUUGCGCGAACCAAUUACCAUGCACACGCAUACUAAAAAGAAAAAAAACAUGGUCCAUGUCCAAUGAUAUUUAUUCGUGCCGUUUUGUUAUGUACAUAGCCGAGAUCAUGCAUAAUAUAGUAAGUAAUUCGAAUUAUACUAUCGCCAUUUAGUAUAAAGGACUAUAGAUAAAAUAAUUAAUAUUAUUGUCAGACUGUAAAUAAAAUUAUUUUGUAUGCCAAAAUAAACCAAAUGAAUGACUCGACACAUACACAGACACACACACACACAACGGUUACACGGCAUCGCUCACAUACAUAUAUCCGCAUAAAGACGAAUUACACACAGCACACAGAUACGCAAGAAUAGAUACAAGUGGUACAAGUUAUUACAGUACGCGCCAUCGGACGAGACUACAUCUACAAUAUCUUAUGAAGCAUGCGCAUAGUUAGCGAACCACGGUUAAUACUCGAUUCUGUUCUUCGUAGGUAUUAUUUUUUAAGAAAGAAAAUCGAUAAUAGAAUCCCGUAUUGCGAACGGCCGUGCGUACUGUACCGAGAAUAGAAGUGUUGUCGCCCUGUUUUCACGCAGACAUUUCGUACCGAGCAUUUGUUGCGUUGCAGUGGAAUCUCGAUAAUUGGCGAGGAAUCGGAUUAAAAGUGUUUUUAUUCCUCAUCUCUUGUACAAACAAAAUUUUGCCCAUCAGUCUAGAGUUAGAUAAUCCAACAAGAUCUAUUUCACACAAUAUGUCUCCGUACAUACUUGUUAAAAUUUCACGCACGUUGUUAAGCGACCAUUCACUCCACUUGUCGACAAAAUGCAACGAACAAGAUUCGUGCCGCAAUCUUAUCGCAUUUAUCGAGAUUCCACUGUACACCUUAGCGAGGAGCGUGAACGUUUCAGCGUGCUCUCGUUCUUAUAAUAAUAAUAUUAAUAUUAAUAUCAAUAACAUUAAUAACGAUAAUUAUAAUAACACCAACAAUGAUAGUGGUAACGAUAUAAGGGCGCAAAAAUGAAAAAAAAUUGAAAAACAACAAUAACGGUGACACGUGUCCCCCAUCGUUUGUGAACUUUUUAGCGAAUUCACACACACCGUAGCCAUUAUUCUCUUCGUCGUUCUUCUUUCUGUGCAUAUCGGAGUUUCGCGCCGAGCUCGGGAAGCGUGCACCGGGGAAAUGUAUUUAUUGAUUAACCGAUAAGCACGAAUUAUUGAAUUCGUAACAUAGAAAUCGUGGAUCGUAAUCGACUAUGUCAAAUUGCCUUUUUGACGCGUUCGUUCAACGAAAAUGUACGUUAGCAAUAAAUGUGUCCAGCGCCCUCGGCGCGAUAAAAUAACGUGCGAGCUCGUUCAAACAAUACCGAGGGAAUAUUUUUCAUUCUUAUUACGAUAGACGGAUGGAACCGACGAGUCUAUUUUAUCGCGCUGACCAUAUGUAUUUUCGUUAACGUCACGUGGCCGAGAGUAAACGAAAGUUCCACUUUAGAGGAUACGAGAAAUCUAAGAGCGCCGAUUUCUCACACGUCCGCGAUCGUCGAGACGCGUCGACGUCGCUUGUGUUUUCGUUUGUGGAAAAUAUCGUGGAAAGACAUCGUCUCUUUUUCUUUCAUAUUCUCUCUUGGCUGUGUGGUACAAACGACGUUUAUUGCUAAUUGUUUUCAGUCAGCGAAUAAAAUGUGUAUAUCUAUUUCAACAACUGUUUCAACAAUUUAACCGGUUCAGCGACACGGAGAGUACAAGAAUCUGUAAAAUGGUAUCGAAGGACGAGACGGCUAUUCCGAAUGGCGUAGUUUUUUUUUUUUGUUCUUGGUCGUCGUCGAAUUUUUUCGAAGUUCGAAUCGGAAAGUUGAAAAACAGAAGAUUAGUUGUAUUUCUGAGAGCGAGAGAAGAUUGGGGAAGGUAGAAUUGUGCGUUUGAGAGCUUCCGUUUCUUUUUUCGAGCAAGAAAGCUCGAUCGAGGUUCAGGAAGAGAGUUUUUUAAAGAAGCGAACGGGAGCUGAUCGACAGAACCGUGUUCGCGUUGUAAAUAAAUUUAUUCUUAAGGACUUAAACAGAAGCGACGAUUCGUGGAGAGUGUAUACUUAUUAUUAUUAUUACUAUUACUAUUAUUAUUAUUAUUAUUAUUAUUAUUAUUAUUAUUAUUAUUAUUAUUAUUAUCGUUUGCAAUUCAUGCAUUUGUAUUUCACACACGCAUGCCAUUGAGCUGCGUAUCGUGGGUACACGCUCGACCCGGAUGUCCUCAGUCGCGAAAAAUGAUUGUCCUGAUCAAAAUGAUCGUACGCAAAAUCGAGAACAAAUUCUACUUAAACUGACAAGCAUUUUACAUGAUUUUGUUUACGUAACGAAACACGUUUUCAAAAAUUUCCUUAAGUUUUCUUUCUCUUGUUUUGAAACCACGUUCCAUCAUCCUCGACGCGAAACGGAUGUCGCGCAUCCGUUGUUCCAGUGAAGUGUGCAAUCAUUGUAUUCACGAGGAGGACUAGAUUUCGACGGAUGUAUUUAGAUUUUUAGAGAGAUAUUUUCUCCGUUUCCUCGCGACUGACGAUUUUCGGGAUCGCGCCGGGCUUGCCUAGUUUCAGGCGGCGUUUAAAAAAAAAGUUAUCCUCAAUAAAGAGAGAAGCAAAAGAAUGACUAAAACAAAGCAUUUCGCAUUCCACGUUAUUUCACCUCUCGUGUUUACGUCCCUUCGAUUUUGCCACUUUUUCCUUUUUAUAAAUUCAAAAGUGGUGGAUAAAAUUCUUUGCAGGAAUUUUUAGAACUGGGACACACAUGUGUCCCAUGAGUUUUUUUAAAUAAAAUAUACAAGUCCAAGCAGGUUAGUAUAGAUUAUAUUUUUGUUCUUGAAAUGGACAUUUCAAAUAUAAUAACGAAUACAUAAAGUGACUCACUAUUUGCACGUUUUCAACAAUUCCUCGAAUCUUAUCGUUAUUGAUAUACGCAUAAAUUUAUAUCUCAUCAAACGAUC